AGGAGCAUUAGUGGGCGUGAGCAUGCGAGUGUGUGUUGGUGCUCCCAGGGCGCAUGCGGACUGAGGCCCAAAAGGGAAAGCCUUCCACACAGCAGAUCUAAGCCAGCUGCCCUGCUCUGUGUACUUCAUUGCAAAAGGUUGGAAGAAAGGGGGAAACGGCGUGCAUCCCCUCCACUCGUGUGCUCAGAGAACACUGGCAAAGCAGCUGCCAGCUCUACAAACAGCGGCCGAGCAACUCUCACAGACUUUUGCGGUUGGGUAACGGCUCCUCUGGGAGUCCUUCUACUUGAGAUCCUUGGGAUUCAGAGGGCACUUGCCCUGAGAGGGGGGAGUUCAGACAAACUGACCCCUGGGGUUAAGUAGAAUCAGUUUGAGUGGAGGAGGGGAGAAGGGUACUGGCAACGGUUAGUUAGUGGGAGGCGGGAGGCCACGGUGGGGCUCCUGCACUGAAGUAAGACGAAGUAAGUCGCCGGGAAGCGGGGAAAGAGGAGAUGGCCACGGGAGAGAUCACAACACUUCCCUCCACACCUGAAGACGGCAGCAGUGGCGGCUUCCCCCCCGGCACCUACAAGGACCCCAAAAGACUGUACUGCAAAAACGGGGGCUUCUUUUUGAGGAUCAAGUCUGACGGAGGAGUGGAUGGAAUCCGGGAGAAGAACGACCCCCACAUAAAACUUCAGCUGCAGGCGACCUCGGUGGGGGAAGUGGUCAUCAAAGGAGUCUGUGCCAGCCGUUAUCUGGCCAUGAACAGAGACGGACGACUGUUUGGAGCGAGACGAGCUACAGACGAGUGCUACUUCUUGGAGCGACUGGAGAGCAACAACUACAACACGUAUCGCUCCAGGAAAUAUCCCAACAUGUAUGUGGCUCUGAAGAGGACGGGUCAGUACAAGUCUGGAAGCAAAACUGGACCGGGUCAGAAGGCCAUUCUCUUCCUGCCAAUGUCCACCAAGUGUUAAAUCUGAGAAGAACCCCCACACACACAAAUACCCCCCAGCUGUGAUCUUCCACCUCUUCUGUCCGAACACGUUAUUUAUUGUUUUAGUUUGAAAUCUCGAGCACACGCUCACACACCUGGCUCCUCCCAGUAAAACAGUGCCUUGCUCAAGAGUGCCUCAAGCCAACGGCAAUGCAGGAUUAUUCUUCUUCGUAUUUUUUUGUCUUAAAUCCCAGCAGCAACACAGACAGAGUUUUCUCCCCUUCAUGGUCGUGCACAGCUGAUUUUAGUGCCCCGCCUCCUCUUGCCUGCACACACCAGGCUCCGCCCCUAACCUGGAUGUUCAGGAGCGUUGUGAGCGCGCCUGACCCAGACAAUCUCCCGCUGCGUUCAUCAUAUGAAACUCCAGAGAAUGUCCAGGGUUAAGAACGGUCACUCCACGCCUUCAGCUGUUGUCACUUGAGUUUAAAAGAAGAGAAAAGACUGAAAGUAUAGAAUUUUUUAUUUAGUUACUUAACUUUUUAAACCGCUCAGCAAAUUAAAACAAACACUAAAACAAAACAAACAAAACUCUGCAUACUUCAUCAGAAGGUUUCACACGUUUACUGUUCAUAAAACAUAGUUCGUCUUGGUUAGCGUUAAAUCCCGGUGCCUCUGUCGCCCCCAUGAGGAAUUCUGAGUAUUUAGCACCACCUCGAGGCGUGACCUCCAAAAACCUUCGGAACCGUUUGUCUCACUUCACUCGUGUGUUGUGUAGUGUUGUGAUGUAAAACGCAUCACUUCCUGUGUGCAGGAGUGAUCUACAGAGCGCCGGUAGCUGAUGUCACGCAGCAGUGAGAAUCAAAACAACGCUAUUUAUAACCGUCGCCGCGCUUUGUACCUGUCAGCGUCGAGGACGAGAUUAUCAGAGAGUGGAAGACGAUGUCGUAGGUGAGGAAUAACGUCCACACUCCAGGGGAGGCGGGGCUUAUAGCUUAAACUAACGUGAACCCCCGACGGCUGCCAACAUGGCCGCGUAAACAAAGUGAGUCACGUGGAGCUGAUGGAGGAGGAUUAAUCAGUGCUGUGUGAACUCAUAUUCACAAAUAUUCACAGGGAUGAGGUUUGCUUCGAGGAGAACAUUAAAGGUUUGUGCGGCAGGUCCAGGAGCUGGACUGAGCUGGACUGAGCUGGACUGAGCUGUUAAAACUCUGGGGCGUCUGAUUGGUUUUCUUCACCAGUAACAGUCGUCGUCGUCGUCGUAAAUAAUCUUCAAACAUGAGGACCGUGGACCGUCGUGAGUUAGCGCUCUCGUGUCGGGGGAAGCCGUCUGUGAUAGAGCUGGUAGAACUUUCCAGAGUAGACGGCAGGAAGCUCCUCCAUGGUCAGGUCCACGUGGUCAAAGCCGCGCUCGAGGCCGUGAAGCAGCAGCUUGGCGACGCGCGAGGUGAUGGGCGUGGUGUCGUCCGUGUGGGCGAGGUCAGCGAGGUCCAGCCAAUCGCAGCGCAGACACUCCUGCGUGCAGAAGUCGAUGUCGUAGGUGAGCGGGCUGAGGCGGCAGAUGACGUACAUGUCCGACAUGCCGAAGGCGCCGGGGUGGUCGUGCUGCUGCCGGACGCUGAGCAGAGACCGGAACUCGGAGCGAACGCCCGUUUCCUCCAACACUUCACGUACCGCCGUGGCUCCUGAGGAACAUUCAGUCACAUGUGUCAGAUAUUUACAUGUUUUUUUUGUAAACACAAACAGAUGAUGCUGCUUUUUUUUAGAUCAUGUAUAAGGUGUUAAAAGCUGCUUUUAAAAAAGUGAAAUAGACAGAAUUAUCGCAUUUAUAUCACGUGCCUUAUUUUGUUCAGUUCAAAUGAAUGUAUACGUCUCAUGUUAAAGCUGGAGUAGGCAAGAGCAACUGUUGAGUCUCCUCCCUUCUCUGCCUGGAGCUCCUCCCACCUGUAUGAAUGGCAGACAGAGCCGGCGCUGUUCUGCGCAUGUAUGACGUGACGUCGGGACCUUUAAAGCAGACGCGUUUCCGUUUUCACGUUCAAAGCUUCUGCUAAAUGACGUCCAUUUUCUACCACUGUAUCCUGUCUAUCGUGGUCGGCAUCCAUCUUGCGUGCUUCUGUGUUGGUCAGUUCUUGGCGGUCAGAUGUUUCCUCGCCCGGUUUAGAGAGUCACUUCCUCUUCCUCACUUCCUCCGACAACGGUUUUCUCUGCGUCUUUUUCGCUGGCUCUGCCGCGACCAACGUCUAACGUCACGCUGCUUUCUCUGCCUCCAUCUUACAGCGGUACCGUGUGUGUGCGUGCGUGUGUGUGCGUGCGUGUGUGUGUGCGUGCGUGUGUGACGGCGGCUCUGAUCUUAAAAAGGCUGGUUUUCCGCUCACAGACAGUAGGGGGCAGUGGCGACAUUUAAGCAUCGCGACGACUCCGGAGCCGUUACACUGGGGGUAAAAUGGUCCGUGGACGGUCUGCCUGCCCCAGCUUUAACACCAACAUUGAAAGGACUUUGAUGAGUUGUACUGUAUUCGUCUUCGAGACUCACCGAUGUUUUCUCCAGGAUCAGACAAACCACCGGGGAACUUCCAAGCGUUCUUUGUCUGAAAUUCAGGAGCAGAGUGGAGCGUGUGAUUGACGGCACUGCUGUACAUUAAUCUCAUAGUAUACAAACAUUCUAUAUCGUAACGUUUAAGCUGUAGUUUUUGUUUUUGUCAGUAGUGGAUCUUUAUAUCGUGAGAAUUCUUUCUAUAUUUUAUACUCUGGAGAGAUUUAGAACGUGUGUCUUUCACCACUUACCCUUGAUAUUUAAUAAGAGUUUGCUGCUGGUUAAAUUAUGACUUCGGUGUUGUGUGUGUAUAUAUAUUUUUGUAGUUAAAAAGAAUUGUGUACGCUUCACUUUUCAAAACAAAUGCUAAACAUAAUAUUGUAUAUUUUUCUGAGCUGUUUCUGACAUGUGCUGUAAGGAAGGAAGAAAUAAAAGACUUUGUGUAACUCCAA
Messenger RNA from Solea senegalensis (Senegalese sole), 3901 nucleotides. It is a transcript of the gene fgf2, whose product is annotated as fibroblast growth factor 2. Gene Ontology annotation, cellular component: cytoplasm. The record is from RefSeq and is a predicted model, not a curated record. Gene Ontology annotation, molecular function: growth factor activity; fibroblast growth factor receptor binding. Gene Ontology annotation, biological process: cell differentiation; positive regulation of protein phosphorylation; positive regulation of gene expression. NCBI's taxonomy places the organism in Eukaryota, Metazoa, Chordata, Actinopteri, Pleuronectiformes, Soleidae. The transcript is spliced from 3 exons. The coding region runs from base 492 to 959 and encodes 155 amino acids.